GAGUUGUUUUGAUCGGGUUCUCGGUUCUCGCUCGUUCGAAAAGUUAGUGAAAUUUUCCUUUUUCCGGACAAGAAAUCAAAUUUAUAGGCCCCGGAAAUGGCCACAGCUUCAGCAGCUCCCGCACCGUUACGCCCAUGGAACUCGGCACUCAAGCAUACCGAUCGGGAACGAUGGAUUUGCAUUUAUCCAGCUUAUAUCAAUAGGAAAAAGACUCGUCAGGAAGGACGGAGAAUUCCAAAGGAGUGUGCCGUCGAAAAUCCGUCGUUCCAGGAAAUUCGAGAUGUUUUACAGGUGUUGAACCUCAAUGUAAUCGUUGAAAACAAACAGUACUCCCGGGAGAAGAGUAAGGAACUUGCCUUCCGCGGUCGAAUCCGUGUUCAACUUAAGCAAAAUGAUGGCAAACCGGUCCUGCCGGAAUAUCCAACCCGGGACAGUAUUCUGUUGUAUUUGGGAAAAACAAUUCCGCAGCUGAAGACCCGGCAGGGCAAACCUACCGAACCUGCCCAGCAGCAAGCAUCUGGAAGUUCCGGAGGCGGAGGCGGUGCAAGUGGUGGUGGGGGCAGCAGCGGCGGAGGAUCAUCCCACAAAAAGGGAAAGGGAAAGAGACGUUAACAUUGAGCAGUUUUGCCUUGGUUUGGAUUUCGGUUGGUGAGUUUAUUAUUCUUUUUUGUUUCUUCAAAGCUUUUUUUAUUUUAUUUUCA
Molecule: messenger RNA, 701 nt
Organism: Uranotaenia lowii
Lineage: Eukaryota; Metazoa; Arthropoda; Insecta; Diptera; Culicidae
Gene: Srp19
Product: signal recognition particle 19 kDa protein
Exons: 2
Coding region: 97-612 (171 amino acids)
Biological process (GO): SRP-dependent cotranslational protein targeting to membrane; SRP-dependent cotranslational protein targeting to membrane, signal sequence recognition
Cellular component (GO): signal recognition particle, endoplasmic reticulum targeting
Molecular function (GO): 7S RNA binding
Source: RefSeq, a predicted model, not a curated record